Molecule: messenger RNA, 5267 nt
Organism: Cryptomeria japonica (Japanese cedar)
Lineage: Eukaryota; Viridiplantae; Streptophyta; Pinopsida; Cupressales; Cupressaceae
Product: pentatricopeptide repeat-containing protein At3g57430, chloroplastic
Exons: 3
Coding region: 216-4550 (1444 amino acids)
Biological process (GO): RNA modification
Molecular function (GO): protein binding; RNA binding; zinc ion binding
Source: RefSeq, a predicted model, not a curated record
AACAGCUCAACAAAGAUAUAACCAAUGUGGCCUUCAAGCUGUGAAAUCUGCCAACUGAAACGCCGGAAAAUUUUUAAAACGCCGCGGAGGGCAAAGUUCGCUUGCACGACGAAAAAGUCUCACUCGAUAUUCAACUGGAUAAAUUUGCAUCAUUAUUUGCCGAAACAACAAUGCCAGCAAAUUUGAUUGUCAUGAUGGAUUGGAUGUACUCAUGAAUGGCCUAUUUCAACACCAUCAAUAGACUCAAAUUAGCUGCUGUGAAUCCAUCAUUCCCCUCUCUCAAUCGAAUCCCAAAAUCUAAAUCUAAAUACCAACCUUGUGCCAUAACCAUACUAUCCAAGGAAGGCCGAUUGGACGAAGCUCUGCACAUUUUACAUACAGCAGAAUAUCAAUGCAUUCCUCUGGACUUCACUGCCUAUUCUUCGCUCUUAAACGCAUGUAUCCAACGGAAAGCACUUGCACAAGGCAAGAGAGUCCAUGCUCACAUGCUUAUAUUCAGUGGGUUUCACCAAAAUGUAUGUCUACAAGUCAAAUUACUCACCAUGUAUGCCACUUGUGGAAGCCUGGACAAUGCACGCCUAGUCUUUGACAAACUGCAGAAACCCAAUGUUAUAGCUUGGAAUGCCAUCAUAAGAGGAUAUGCAUGGAAUGGACCAGAAAAAGAGUCCCUUUCACUGUACUAUAAAAUGCAAGAGGUAGGUAUAAAACCAAAUAAUUUCACAUACCCAUUUGUACUCAAGGCAUGUGCUGGUUUAUUGAAUGUGCAUGAGGGUAGAGAAAUUCAUUUUGAUGUAAUCAGGAAUGAUUUGGAGUCUGAUGUUUAUGUGGCUGCUGCUCUUGUGGAUAUGUAUAGCAAAUGUGGUAGCGUUGAUGAUGCACGUAAUGUGUUUGACAAAAUGUCCACACGAGAUGUUGUCUCAUGGAACGCAAUGAUUGCAGGGUAUGCUCACAACGGAUGUGCCAGUGAGGCCCUGAGGAUUUUUUCCCAGAUGCAGGAUGCGGGAGUGAAAUUGAGCCGGGCAUCUGUUGUGAGUGUUCUUCCAGCUUGUGCGGACUUGGCGGCUUUGCAACAGGGUAGGGAGAUCCAUGAUUAUGUUAUAAGGAAUGAAUUUGAGGAUUAUGGCAACGUGGGGAAUGCUCUAGUUGAUAUGUAUGCAAAAUGUGGGAAUAUAAGGACUGCACGCAAUUUGUUUGACAGAAUGUCUAAUAGAGAUAUGGUGUCAUGGAAUGCAAUGAUUGCAGGGUAUGCAAUGCAUGGGCAGGACGAAGCCGCCCUUGCACUUUUUUCUCAACUGCAGCAGGUUACAAGCCUGAAGCCUGAUCAUAUCACCUUUGUUGGAGUGUUAUCUGCUUGCAGUAAUGCGGGUUUGCUCGAUGCAGGUUGGCGGUAUUUUAAUUUGAUGAGAGGAGAUUAUUGUAUCCCUCCCCGGGUGGAACAUUAUACUUGCAUGGUUAGUCUUCUUGGCCGAACUGGGCAUCUGACUGAAGCAUAUGAUUUGAUCAAAAACAUGCCAUUUGAACCUGAUGCUUGUGUAUUAGGGUCACUGCUUUUUGCCUGUCAAGCUCAUGGCAAUAUUGAGUUAGGGGAAUUGGUGUUGGAAUGGCUUCUGGAAUUUGAGCCAGAUAAUGCUGGAAAUUAUGUUAUUCUCUCAAACAUCUAUGCAGCAGCUGGAAGGUGGAGUGAUGUUGCAAAGGUGAGAACAAUGCUCAAGGACAGGGGAAUGAAAAAGAGUACAGGAUGUAGCUGGAUCGAGAUCAAGAACAAGGUCCAUGCUUUUGUUGCAGCGGACAGAUCACACCCACAAUCAGAGAAAAUCUAUGCAGUUCUGGAAAGUCUGGAAAAACAGAUGAAUGUUCAAGGUUAUGUAGCUGACACAAGCUUUGUGCUGCAUGAUGUAGACGAAGAAGAGAAGAAGAAUGUCAUCUGCAGCCAUAGUGAGAAGUUAGCCAUUGCCUUUGGGCUUAUUAAUACAAGCCCUGGGACAACCAUCCAGGUUACUAAAAAUCUACGUGUUUGUGGUGACUGCCACACUGCUAUAAAAUUCAUCUCCAAGAUUGCAAGCCGAGAAAUUAUAUUGAGGGAUGUAAACCGCUUCCAUCAUUUCAGGCAUGGGGUUUGUUCCUGUGGGGAUUACUGUCUGCAACAGCCUUUUUUUUUCUACAUCUGUAUCAACUGUCGUAUCCAAAUCCAAAUGUAUAGUGUCACAUAUGGUUGCUCUUGUUCAUCCCUGCAAUUCCUAUCGGUUCGCAAAUCUUCUAAUUCUUACCAUUGUUACGCUCAUAUUUCUUAUCAAUUUCCAAAUAAUGUAACUCCAUGUUUGUGUCUUCAAUUUCACUCUCAGUCUAUCAAAUCUAAUAUUUCUCGCUUCAAAAAUUCUACUCGUUCAAAUGCUGUGACCAAUGCAUCUAGUGCAGUCAAACAAAUAUCGCAGCGCAGUGACUAUAUCAACACUCUGUGCAAGGAGGGCAGAUUGAAAGAUGCGCUGGCUCUUUUAAAUACCAUUGAAUACCGAAGUAUUCCUUUGGACUUCAAGACCUGUUUUUCUUUGUUGCAGGCAUGUAGCGAUAUGAAAUCACUAGCAGAUGGUAAGGAAGUCCAUGCACACAUGCUCCUUAGUGGGCUUAACCAAGAUGAAUAUUUAGGAACAAAACUUGUAAAUAUGUAUGCAAAUUGUGGAAGUAUGCAGGAUGCACGCCAAGUGUUUGAAAAAAUGUCCAAACGAAAUGUGAGGUUGUGGAAUGCUAUGGUGAGAGGUUAUGCUUGCAAUGGAUCCCUUGAGGAAACACUUAAGAUUUUUUACCAAAUGCAGUGGGAAGGAGAGCAACCUAACAAUUUUACUUUUCCUUAUGUCCUCAAGGCAUGUGCUGGUUUGUCUGCACUGUUAAAGGGUAAAGAGAUUCAUGGUCAUAUAGUUAGAAGUGGGUUUGGUACUGAUAUUUAUGUGGGAACAGCCCUUGUAGAUAUGUAUGCUAAAUGCGGGAGUUUAGAGGUAGCACGACAAUUGUUUGACAAAAUGUCUGAAAGAAAUGCGAUAUCAUGGAAUGCUAUGAUUGCAGGAUAUGCCCUCCAGGAACAUAUUAACGAGGCCUUGGAACUUUUCCAUGAUAUGCAGAAGAAAGAUGUUAAACCUAGCGCGGUUACCGUCUUAAGUUUGCUAUUGGUCUGUAGGCAUUUAGCUGAUCUGCGGUUGGGUAAGUGUAUCCAUGCUUACAUUAUAAGAAGUGCAAUUCAAAUAGAUGAUUAUUUGGGGUCUGCUAUGAUAGACAUGUAUUCCAAAUUCAGGUUUGUAGAAAAUGCUCGCAAGUUUUUUAAUCUGUUCUCUCAGAAAGGUGUGGUUUCUUGGACCGCAAUGAUUGCGGGAUAUGCACAGAAUGGGCAUUUCGGUGAUGCCUUGACACUGUUUCAUCAAAUGCCACUGGUAGGUUUGAAACCCAAUUUGGUGACCAUGAUAAGUGUGCUACCAGCAUUUGCCCAUCUAGGUAUCCUUGAACAAGGAAAAUGGAUUCAUGCUUACAUCAUAAAAAAUGGACAUAAUGCGGACAAUUCUGCUGAAAAUUGCCUCAUAUCUAUGUAUUUUAAAUGCGGGCAUCUACAGUAUGCACGUCGUGUGUUCCAUAAAAUGUGUAAUAGAGAUGAAGUUUCAUGGAAUGCCUUGAUUUCAGGGUAUGGAAUGCAUGGGAAUGCCAAGGAUGCCCUUGAAAUGUUUGAACAAAUGCAACAAACAGGCUUGAAGCCAAACCAUAUAACUUUCCUAUGUGUUUUAUCUGCAUGUAGCCACGCAGGCCUUGUGGAUGAAGGUUGGCAAUACUUCAAUUGCAUGAGCCGUGACUUUGGCAUUACUCCAAGAACGGAGCACUAUGCUUGCAUGGUUGACUUACUUGGCCGGGCUGGUCACCUGGAUGAAGCAAACCAGUUAAUCAAUAAGAUGCCAUUGGAACCUGAUGCGACUGUAUGGGGUGCCUUGCUCGGUGCGUGUAGAAUUCACUGCAAUGUGAAGUUAGGGGAACACGCAACAAAACACCUUCUUAAGUUAGAGCCUGCAAAUGCUGGAAAUUAUGUUCUGCUAUCAGAUAUUUAUGCGGCAGCUGGAAGAUGGGAGGGAGUAGAAAGGGUGAGAACAUUGCUAAACAACACAGAGCUGAGAAAAAGACAAGGAAGCAGUUGGAUUGAGAUCAAGAACAAGAUUCAUAUAUUCCUUGCAGGAGAUAGAACGCAUCCUCAAGCAGAUGAAAUUUAUACAAUGUUAGAUAGUGUUACUGAAUUGAUGAUCAAGGAAGGCUUAAUGCUUGAUAUCGAGAUGGAUUAUACAGAACAGGAAAAUGAUUUUCUACCUUGCAAUCACAGUGAAAAAUUGGCAAUUGCUUUUGGGCUUAUUAGCACAAGUCCUGGAACAUCUGUUCGGGUAACCAAGAACCUCCGCAUUUGCAAGAGCUGCCAUGGUACCGCCAAGUUUAUUUCUAGGAUUUUCAAAAGAGAAAUUAUUAUGAGGGAUAUAAAUCGUUUCCACUGUUUUAGUGAAGGAUCAUGUUCUUGUGGAGAUUAUUGGUGAUUCCAAUCAAGAGAGAUACAGGCAAUAGCUUUCCAAUAUACAAGAUCAAGGAUAAUACUUGUCUUGAAGUGGCAAACUAGAUCCUAGUGGCAGGGGCAUAUAUUCAAAUAGUUUCUUGGACAGAGUCCAUAAAGCAGUUUAAGCAGCCAGUAAAAACUGAAAAAGGAUAAUUUAAAACCCUCAAAGUUUGCAUUGCAUAACCAUUUUGGGAACCUGGAAUUAUCUUCCCAUGGGAUAUGGCACCAGUUUGUCAGGUUACCCAUAAGCAUAGAUUGCACUUUCUACAGGUAUAACUACCACAAACAGUUGAAAAUGUAGGACUGAUUCGCUGAAAACAUUGUUGGGAGCGUUUUCAUGACACUGUCCUUAAAGUAUAUAAUAAUGCGUAUAUAUCCAGGGUGUAUUAUCUUUACAAUACACAAUUUUGACUGAGACUGGGUAUAACUGUAAACAACAGGUUCUGAAGCCAACAAAUUUCUGACUUUCUUCACAGGGCAACCAGGGGAUUCUUUUGGACAAUAACUAUAAAUUGAAGCACGGGCUCCUUAGCAUAUAGCAUUGUUAUUGUAUAUGUUGUAUCAGAGUCAUUAAAUAUACAAGUGCAAAGGUUACUUGAUGCUGAUACAGAGUUUUGCCUCUGGUGCAAUUUGCAUUUAGAAGAAGACUGAAGUUGGAUGCAAAAGGUUUUCUCAAACAUCACUUUUGUGGUUCUUAUUC